AUGACAGCGCGUUCAAUUUUACAAGUCUUUGACCAGUACCAAAAGGCCCGUUUAUUCUUUGUUCAAUCUGUUGCUGAUUUUGCUUCAAAAUCAAACACUAUAGGAUGCUUAGAAGCUGCUGGAGGUUUGGAUCUUCUUUGUCCUUUACUAACAGAUCCUGUUCCAUCUAUUCAGCAUAUGGCUGCUUUAGCUAUAGGAAAAAUUGCAAAUAAUAAUCACAGAUUAGCACAAGCUGUCAUAAGAAUGGACAUUUUACCUCAAUUAUUGAAAAAUAUUAAUAAACAAAAUAAAUUUUAUAAAAAGGCAGCCCUAUUUGUUCUACGUGCAAUCGCUAAACAUUCCUCAGAAUUGACAUCUAUAGUAAUACAAAGUAAUGGAUUGGAUAUCAUCAUAGUUUGUUUAGAAGAUUUUGAUUCUGGUGUCAAGGAAGCUGCUGUCUGGGCACUAGGAUAUAUUGCUAGACAUAAUCAAAGCUUAGCCCAAGCCACAGUUGAUGCAGGAGCUGUGCCCCUUUUGGUUUUGUGCUUGCAAGAACCUGAAUUAUGUUUAAAGCAAAUUAGUGCAUCUGCUCUUUUUGAUAUAAGCAAGCACAAUAAUGAUCUUGCGGAAACUGUUGUCGAUGCAGGAGCUAUUCCUUUCCUUGCAAAAGCAUUAUCUAAUCCUGAUACCAAAUUAAAGCGCCAAGUUCUUUUGGCAUUAAGCAGUAUAGCAAAACAUUCUGUACAUCUGGCAGAAUGUGUUAUCGAAGCUGACAUUUUUCCUGAUGUUCUUGUACAUAUGGCACAUCCUGAUGAAUGUGUUGUCAAAGCUGCUACAAUGCUAACCAGGGAAAUUUGUAAACAUACACUAGAAAUGGCACAGCUUAUUGUAAAUAUUGGUGGCAUUGGUGUGCUUGUUGAAUUAAUUAAUUCUUCAAAACUGACAGUCAGAUUACCAGCAAUAAUGGCAAUUGGAUAUAUUGCUGGACAUUCAGAUCAGUUAGCUGUUGCAGGAAUUGUUCACUUAUCUAUUAUAUUAAACAAUGAGGAUGAUGAACACAUACUUUCUGUUACUGCAUGGGCAAUUGGUCAAAUUGGAAAACAUACAUCAGAACAUGCAAAAGCAGUUGCAGUUGCAAACAUUCUUCCAAAAUUAUUACAGCUUUACAAUAGUCCAAACAGUUCAGAAGACCUCAAAGCAAAAUGUAAUAUAACAUUAAAACAAGUAUUACAACGGUGUAUGUAUAUUGAAGCUUUGGAGCCUUUGUUGCAUGAUUCACCACCUAAUAUUCUGAAAUAUAUACUUGGACAAUUUAGUAAGAUUUUGCCUCAUGAUGCCAGGGCAAGAAGAUUAUUUGUAACAUCUGGUGGAUUAAAAAAGGUACAAGAAAUCCAAGCUGAUCCUGGUUCAAUACUUUUGGAAUACAUACAGAUUAUCAAUUGUUGUUUUCCAGAAGAAAUUAUCAGAUAUUACUCUCCUGGAUAUCCAAGCAGUCUUCUGGAAGCUGUGGAACAGUAUCAACCGAAAUGUCCUUCUCUAUUUACGAUGGAGGAAGAACAUUUAUUCUCUGAUAUUGAUUCUAAAUCUUCACUAUCAUCUUUUAACGAAGAGGGUUAA
Messenger RNA from Habropoda laboriosa, 1596 nucleotides. Its product is annotated as sperm-associated antigen 6. The transcript has 10 exons. Gene Ontology annotation, molecular function: microtubule binding. NCBI's taxonomy places the organism in Eukaryota, Metazoa, Arthropoda, Insecta, Hymenoptera, Apidae. Gene Ontology annotation, biological process: cilium movement. Gene Ontology annotation, cellular component: microtubule cytoskeleton. The coding region runs from base 1 to 1596 and encodes 531 amino acids. The record is from RefSeq and is a predicted model, not a curated record.